CCUCUCUCUCACACAUAAAAAUUAUUCUUUCAUCAUUGCAACACCUCACACAUCUCUCUCUCUCUGGAUGUUUGUUCCUUAAACAACACCAGAAAGCCAAAAAAAAAUAACCCAAGUUCUCUUUUUUUCCCUGGUUUAUUUGGAUCUCAGUGAACAGUAUUUGAGACCCUUAAAAUGAACAAUAAAAGGGAUCUCAGUGAACAAUGUUUGAAUCGGAUCCCUGAUCUCUCACUGCAUAUUAGCCCCCCAACACUGCUCCUUCCUUUGAUAUUUGGCUCAAAGACGAUGGCGAUACUCAUAGUUCCCAAGCAGAUACCCAGCUCUCCUUAUCAGCUGGUGCAAGUAGUUAUGAAGAUCAAACAUGGCACAGAAAUGUUCCCAAAUGGGGUCAGCUAAGUAAUAUAAACCAUGGGAUUUCAUUGCUUGAUGUUUCUGGACUGAACCCCAUCAAGGGGAUCCCGGUUUACAGUAACCCUAUUUCGUUCCCCUUGCACUCGGCUGAUGCUUAUAGAAUAGGAAGUACAGCAGCUGCAGCUAGGUUUAAUGGGGUUUCACUGGAGAGAGCAAGGCCACAGUUUCAUCAACAGUACAACCAAUAUGGCUUGUCAAUGGGGAGUUCGAGAUUUAUACCUAAAUUACCGAGCAAAAGGAACACAAGGGCACCCAGGAUGCGUUGGACCAGCUCUCUCCAUGCUCGUUUUGUUCAUGCUGUGGAGCUCCUUGGCGGCCAUGAAAGAGCAACUCCCAAGUCUGUGUUGGAGCUAAUGGAUGUCAAAGAUCUAACCCUCGCCCAUGUUAAAAGCCAUUUACAGAUGUAUAGAACUGUUAAGAGCACUGACAAACCUGCAAUUUCCUCUGAUGGGUGUGCAGAAGAAGAUUGUUUGCCUGUUUCCAGAAAUUCAAUGAGUAACAACUCAUCCAGUGGGGGAGUUUGGUGUUCGAGUUCGAGGAAUCCAGACAAGUUUAGCCAAUCAUCUCAACCCGAAAAACAGUUCAACGGAAGCAACUUUGGUCAACAAAACUCAACGAUGUCAAACGUAGAGCUUCACAGCCCAAACUUGGAGAUCAGCUUAGGAACACCACGGCAGACACAGUAA
This is a messenger RNA of Hibiscus syriacus, 1097 nucleotides long. RefSeq names its product transcription repressor KAN1-like. The record is from RefSeq and is a predicted model, not a curated record. Gene Ontology annotation, molecular function: transcription cis-regulatory region binding. The coding region runs from base 609 to 1097 and encodes 162 amino acids. Lineage: Eukaryota; Viridiplantae; Streptophyta; Magnoliopsida; Malvales; Malvaceae. Gene Ontology annotation, biological process: regulation of DNA-templated transcription; abaxial cell fate specification. Gene Ontology annotation, cellular component: nucleus. The transcript is spliced from 6 exons.